Messenger RNA from Aspergillus heteromorphus CBS 117.55, 837 nucleotides. RefSeq lists its product as uncharacterized. The coding region runs from base 237 to 671 and encodes 144 amino acids. The record is from RefSeq and is a predicted model, not a curated record. The transcript has a single exon. Lineage: Eukaryota; Fungi; Ascomycota; Eurotiomycetes; Eurotiales; Aspergillaceae.
GCUCUCUCUCUUCUCCUCUCUCCUAACCACCUCAUCUCAUCUCAUUAACAGAUGUUUGUCCAUCCCUGAAGACAACAAACAGUCUGCAAGCAUCUAUCUCAUCCGAAUUUCAUACUUCAGUUCCAAUCAGAUCUGCAAGCCUCUCAUCCAGAUCGACAAUCUGUUUUAGAUCUACAACCCUCCGAUCAACAUCACCGAUCUACAACCCUCCCAAUCACCACUCCGUUCCUCUCAUCAUGUCCUACAACAUCUACACCACCGAGGAAAUCGGCGAACGCAACCACGUGGCCAUCUUCAUCGAGACGCGCCCAGACGCGCCCGUCGACGCCAUCCGCGGCCAGCGCUACCACGUCAUCGGCACCAUCCUGCGCGGGAUGGCCCACGACCCCAAAGAGAGCGUCGACCCGGAGGAGAUCCCCGGCCACGUCCCCGGCACGAAGAAGCUGGUCGCCACGAUUGCGCCGGCGGACAUGGCCCGCUUCGAGGCGAUCUGCGAGGAGGUGCCUCCGCCGCCGCCGCAGCUGACGCUCAGCGGGAAGCCGAUGAACCUGGCCAAGCCGCUGUAUCGGUGCGGGGACUGGGUGCGCGAGGUGCUCUCGAUCGCGGUGGAGGAGGGGAUUAUUCGGGCGGUGGUGGGGGGUGGGUAUGAGGGGGGUUCGAGAAUGCUUUAGGACAUACAGAGGGAGAUGGAAAGACAGAGGAAGGAUGGAAUGGUAAUAGAGGGAGGAUGGAUAAAGGAUGGAUAAAGGAUGGAAGUAGGAGGGAAUGGAAUGGAGGAGGAAGGGAUAGAGGAGGGAUAAUCUGAGAUAGUAACCCGCGUGUCAUGUAAAGGCUGCG